AUGCCUGAAGUUUACCUUUGCCCCUGCUGCAGCGAAUUCUCAAAACUAAGUGAGCGCGACCGACUCCUCCGAUUGGUGCAGGCUGAAAAGGAAGCUGAGCGCCGCAAGAUCCUUCAGCUGGACGUUUUUGAUGAAAGGGCUAAACCACUACCCUUUGUCGGUGGCCCGCGACCCCCACAGUGGGUUCCUGAGGAUGAUGAGGCUAUCCAUAUACAUCCCAACGUGCCACCACCGCCGACCUUUGACGAGCUUCAGCGACGCCAGAACCGAGGAGAUGAUAUGAGGCUGGUGGUCACAGUGCACCACGGCAAGAAUCUCGCUGCUUCAUCACACGAUCCCAUGUCUGUUGUGGUUCGCUGUGGGGGGUUCGAGGGACAGACCGUGAAGAUCCCUCUAAAAAAGGGAACACUGACAACCUGGGACGAACUCUUUGAGUUCCCGUGCCAGAAUACCAAUGAACCGCUUGAGAUGCUGGUGCUAAAUGACCACAUGUCAGGAGACCACGUGCUGGGAGGUAUUUUGAUCCCAAAUGAAUUGGUAAGUGACGCUACGUGUGGAGAUGAAACGAUACUCCCCAUCGAGCCACGACGCAAUACCUCAGUUUUGAUGCCUCUUUGGGAUGGUGUUUCCCGAGAGGGCACUAUGGGUUCUAUGGUAGUGUCCUGGUAUGUCAGCAAAAACGGGCAGGAUCGCAUUGACGAGACGGCCAUAGAGCAGCAAAAACUUGACGAGCCAAUCCGAUGCAGCUUCGUAACUCACCACAUCUUCCAGUACACUGACACUGGCAGUGAGCCGUUCUCUGGUGGUGUGUUGUGUGUACUACGCGACACGGAUGACAAUUGCUCUGAGUCAAUGCUGUAUAACCUUGGUUCAGAUCAUGAGACAUCGUUUUCACCGUACUUUUCAAAGGAAGGUUAUCACUACCUUCCAGAGAACGCGUUUAAGGCAACGCAACUCAUUUCAAAUAAGAAACUCGGUCACAUUUUGAUCUGUGUUCCCAAAGAGGAGGGCAACUCGGCUAACGAGGAGGAGGAGCUUCUUGUCAUCGGCGCGGUGCCUCUCGACUUUGGACGGCUGCAUCAGCGAGGUAAUGCAGUGUUACUCAUUGAGUCAAAGUCCAAGGAUGACGCUAUCUGGGGCGAGAUCUACGUUGAAUGGGACAAACGCUUGCUACACGAACUCAAUGAUAAGCCAGCACUCACACAAGUGCCAAAGGAAUCCGUUUUUGUGUCAGUUGUGCGCGGUGUCAACCUCACAAAGUAUGAACAAGAACCACUGGAACAGGCCAUGCUAACGAUCUCUACAGAAAACUUGGAGGGUACCACAAUGAUGGGAAUAAAGACUAAGGAUGAAGCUAACGAUGACGACGUCAUUCCCUGGAACCAAGAGAUUCGAUUCAUCGGGGUAGAUCGCAGUGAUAACAAAUUGGAUCUGGUAGUGUUCGGAGAAGAAAACCUUCCAGUUUCGGUUGGCAGUUGUGUACUCAAUCAAGAGGAAGAGGGUGUAUGCAUUGUAAAAAUGCAUGAAAUUUCCAAGCCCGACGAGGAUCGUGGUGAGAUCUUAUUGGGCUACAGGCGUCUCCAUAGUCAUCAUCAACCACGGAAGUUUAUUGCUAAGAAAGAUAGCUUCUCUCAAGGUGACGAAGAAUAUGAGGAACAAGAGGUAUCAGAGGAACAAGAGGAGCCCGACGAUGUUGAGGAUAAGCAGCCGAUGGAAAUUGAACGCGAAGAUGAUUUUGAGAGAGACGGAGAAUUAUAUGAUGAGUUACCAGAUGAAGCUUACGCAAACUCUCGUCUGUACGAAUCACCUGUUGAUGACUUAAAUCAAUUCAGAGGCGAGGAAGAUGACAAUUAUGAAAUGAACUUUGAUGAUGAAAAUGGAGAUGAACUUGACGAGAAUUAUCUAAGAAAUGAGUCAAAAUUGUCUGGGAAAGGGAAAUCAUCCUCUUUACAAUCCCUGAAUCGAUACAAAUCGCCCUCAGGACCACACAGCAUGAGGUCUCCCUCUGCUUCUGAGCGUGACCUGCACAAAACGCCAUCAGAGUCACGUGUCGCAGUGUUGCCUUCUGCUGUUGAGCAUGACCUGCACAAAUCGCCCUCAGGACCACAUAGCAUGAGGUCUCCCUCUGCUGCUGAGCGUGACCUUCACAAAUCGCCCUCAGAGUCACGUGUCGUAAAGGUGUUACCUUCUGCUGUUGAGGGUGACCUUCAUAAAUCGCCCUCAGAACCACGUAGCACAAGGAGGUCUCCCUCUGCUGCUGAGCGUGACCUUCACAAAUCGCCCUCAGAGUCACGUGUCGUAAAGGUGUUACCUUCUGCUGUUGAGGGUGACCUUCAUAAAUCGCCAUCAGAACCACGUAGCACAAGGAGGUCUCCCUCUGCUGCUGAGCGUGACCUUCACAAAUCGCCAUCAGAAUCACGUGUCGCAAAGGUGUUACCUUCUGCUGUUGAGGGUGACCUUCACAAAUCGCCAUCAGAACCACGUAGCACAAGGAGGUCUCCCUCUGCUGCUGAGCGUGACCUUCAUAAAUCGCCAUCAGAACCACGUAGCACAAGGAGGUCUCUCUCUGUGAGCUCAAAAGGCGGAAACAAGUCAGACCUUCCUGUACAUCCACAGAAGGCUUGGUCUCAACCUGCAGAGGACAAAUCGAUACAACAGAGGGAAGCCACCAGUACCCUUCAUAAUGAACGUGCACACGCCAGAAAGCCCGCGGAGGAACCUGUGUACCUGCCACCACCAACACCACCACUCAGCAACGUUUUUUCGGAUCAUGCGCGUGUGUCCAAAUCAUCUGCUUCCUCCAGUCGCCGUCGCCAAUCUACGGAUAACGGAGGUUCUUCGCGAAAGUCGCAGGCAUACAUCCAGCCCUGGUUCCCCGCUGGAAAUGCGGAAUCGCAACAACAUGUUCCGUAUGAAAGGAGCACGCUAUCAAUGAAAAAUAAAGAAAGUAUUCGCGAAUUGGAGCGUCGUCGUUCUCGCCUCGAGGAAGAAUCGGUUCGACGUGGUACCUCACCACGCGUUACGGGCACACUCGCUCUCCCUGAAGAGUCGAAAGAUGACUUGUAA
Molecule: messenger RNA, 3066 nt
Organism: Phytomonas sp. Hart1
Lineage: Eukaryota; Euglenozoa; Kinetoplastea; Trypanosomatida; Trypanosomatidae
Source: the annotation of a GenBank genome assembly